Chaetomium strumarium is the source of this 672-nucleotide messenger RNA. RefSeq lists its product as uncharacterized. The coding region runs from base 1 to 672 and encodes 223 amino acids. The record is from RefSeq and is a predicted model, not a curated record. The transcript has 3 exons. NCBI's taxonomy places the organism in Eukaryota, Fungi, Ascomycota, Sordariomycetes, Sordariales, Chaetomiaceae.
AUGCCGUCAGUCGAGAACCCGCCGCCUUCCACGCCCUCGCAGCAACCCCCAGAUCACCAGUCAAGACUGGUGCGCGCCCGUGCAGUCGUUACUGCGCACCAUGGCCAGUAUCUAGACGUGCUAGACCGUUGGCAAAUGCUCGAGAUCCAUCCGCUGAUCGACACAGUCCUGUAUUACAGUGGACAGGCGUGGCUCACGUGUACAACUGGGGCGAACCUUGACAGAGGGGACCACAACGAAGUGUUCGGAGACCCUUCCUACCUCGACAAGUUCAUCAUCGCGUGGAUGGAUGCCAUCCCCGAAGGUGUCGUCGCCUCGAUCCGGGGGACUAAGGGUUGCGCGGAGCAUUGGCGAUGUGACAUAAACACAAACACUGGCUUCUUCAUGAUGCCGGUGGAGUACCCAGAGGCGUUGGUCGAUCACUCAAAGAUCGAUAAACAGCUGGAGUCGCGGCGCUUGAACGCAAAGUCCCCGUGCUUUCUCAUGGCCCGGUCCAUCCCCUGCCUCUGCUCAUGGCUCCGGAUGUCGGACCCGACCAGGCGGCAGACAAUCUCGCGCAUGGCGACGUCGGUGGGCAACGUGCACGUGUACAGCUCGCCGACCACAGCCGGGAAGCACUAUAACGUGGUGUUUGUGGUGCAGCCGUACAGGGUGACACACAUGUGUAUAUAG